Messenger RNA from Lemur catta (Ring-tailed lemur), 1569 nucleotides. Its product is annotated as cytochrome P450 26C1. The transcript is spliced from 6 exons. Bases 1 to 1569 code for a protein of 522 amino acids. NCBI's taxonomy places the organism in Eukaryota, Metazoa, Chordata, Mammalia, Primates, Lemuridae. Gene Ontology annotation, molecular function: iron ion binding; heme binding; monooxygenase activity. The record is from RefSeq and is a predicted model, not a curated record. Gene Ontology annotation, biological process: sterol metabolic process.
AUGUUCCCCUGGGGGCUGAGCUGCCUGUCAGUGCUGGGGGCGGCAGGCACUGCUCUCCUGGGCGCCGGCCUGCUGCUCAGCUUGGCCCAGCACCUCUGGACCCUCCGCUGGACGCUGAGCCGAGACCGGGCCUCCGCCCUGCCCCUGCCCAAGGGCUCCAUGGGCUGGCCCUUCUUCGGUGAAACGCUGCACUGGCUAGUUCAGGGCUCGCGCUUCCACAGUUCCCGCCGGGAGCGCUAUGGGACCGUGUUCAAGACGCACCUGCUGGGCAGGCCGGUCAUCCGCGUGAGCGGCGCGGAGAACGUGCGCACCAUCCUGCUGGGCGAGCACCGCCUGGUGCGCAGCCAGUGGCCGCAGAGCGCGCACAUCCUGCUGGGCUCGCACACACUGCUAGGCGCGGUCGGCGAGCCACACCGUCGGCGGCGCAAGGUGCUGGCGAGCGUGUUCAGCCGCGCGGCGCUGGAGCGCUACGUGCCGCGCCUGCAGGGGGCGCUGCGGCGCGAGGUGCGCUCCUGGUGCGCCGCGGGAGGGCCGGUCUCCGUCUACGACGCCACCAAGGCGCUCACCUUCCGCAUGGCCGCCCGCAUCCUCCUGGGGCUGCGGCUGGACGAGGCGCAAUGCGCUACUCUGGCCGGGACCUUCGAGCGGUUCGUGGAGAACAUCUUCUCGCUGCCCCUGGACGUGCCCUUCAGCGGCCUGCGCAAGGGCAUCCGCGCCAGGGACCAGCUGCAUCAGCACCUGGAGGAGGCCAUCGCUGAGAAGCUUCACGAGGAUAAGGCUUCGGAGCCCGGUGAUGCCCUGGACCUGAUCAUUCAGAGCAGCAGGGAGCUGGGCCAGGAGCUCUCAGUGCAGGAGCUGAAGGAGUCGGCUGUGGAGCUCCUCUUCGCCGCCUUCUUCACCACGGCCAGUGCCAGCACCUCCCUCAUCCUGCUGCUACUGCAGCAUCCGGCGGUUGUCACCAAGAUCCGGCAGGAGCUGGUGGCGCAGGGGCUGGGGCGCGCCUGCGGGUGCGCGCCCGGGGCCGCCGGGGCGGUCGCGGGGUCCUGGCCCGACUGCGGCUGCGAGCCGGAACUGAGCCUCGCGGCGCUGGGCCGUCUGCGCUACGUCGACUGCGUGGUCAAGGAGGUGCUGCGCCUCCUGCCGCCGGUGUCCGGCGGCUACCGCACCGCACUGCGCACCUUCGAGCUCGACGGCUACCAGAUCCCCAAGGGCUGGAGCGUGAUGUACAGUAUCCGGGACACGCACGAGACGGCCGCGGUGUACCGCAGCCCUCCGGAGGGCUUCGACCCGGAGCGCUUCGGCUCGGCGCGCGAAGAUGCGCGGAGCGGCUCCAGCCGCUUCCACUACAUCCCGUUCGGUGGCGGUGCGCGCAGCUGCCUCGGCCAGGAGCUGGCGCAGGCUGUGCUCCAGCUGCUGGCGGUGGAGCUGGUGCGCACCGCACGCUGGGAGCUGGCCACACCCGCCUUCCCUGCCAUGCAGACGGUGCCCAUCGUGCACCCGGUGGAUGGGCUGCGGCUCUUUUUCCACCGGCUCGCACCUUCGGCUGCAGGGGAUGGGCCAUGCCUGUGA